Molecule: messenger RNA, 1194 nt
Organism: Agrilus planipennis (emerald ash borer)
Lineage: Eukaryota; Metazoa; Arthropoda; Insecta; Coleoptera; Buprestidae
Product: polygalacturonase-like
Exons: 3
Coding region: 109-1194 (361 amino acids)
Biological process (GO): pectin catabolic process
Cellular component (GO): extracellular region
Molecular function (GO): polygalacturonase activity
Source: RefSeq, a predicted model, not a curated record
AUUCUUGGUGAUAGAUUCGAAGCACUUACACUGAACAUCGCCACCGUCCAAAGCAAAAAAUCAGCAAUCAAUUUAAGUACCUAAAUACGUAAGACUUUCAUUACCAUUAUGAAGUUGUAUUUAAAAGUGUUGCUUGGAUUAGCUAUAGUAAUUGCGGCAGUUUUCACACAAAAUAACAACUGCACCCUGACAGGGAAUUCAUUGGACAAUCUUAUCGCUAUUCAGCAACAAUGCACUGAGAUUGUAAUAGAAAAUUUCACAGUGCCUGCAAAUCGAACUUUAUUAUUAAGAAGACUUCAGAAUGGUACUAGAAUAAUAUUCAGAGGAACCAUAAGAUUCGAAUACGAAGAAUGGGAUGGAGAUCUCAUUGUGGUCUCAGGCUCAAACAUUACUGUUAUUGGAGAUCCUGGACACCUAUUCGUUUGCCAUGGUGAAAGGUGGUGGGAUGGAUUUGGUGGAAAUGGUGGCAAAUUAAAGCCGAAAUUUUUCCGCACGACCAACUUAAACUAUUCCUCUGUCACAGGGUUGAGAGUAAAAAAUACCCCGAAACAAGUUUUUUCCGUUAACCGCUGCAAUCAUGUCGUGUUUUCGAACAUCAUAAUAGAUAAUGUGGACGGGGAUUCAAGGGGUGGGCAUAAUACUGAUGGAUUUGAUUUGAACGAAAAUGAUGAUAUAACGAUUCAAAACAGUCAAAUUGUCAAUCAAGACGAUUGUUUCGCGAUUGGUUCGGGAACAAAUUGUAAUUUUUUUGACAACCACUGUUCCGGUGGUCAUGGAAUAUCUAUCGGUUCAGUUGGUGGCCGCAGAAACAACGUGGUCCGAAAUGUUCACGUUAAAAAUUGCAGUGUGGUAGAUUCGGAAAACGGAAUUCGGAUUAAAACUAUUGUUAACGCAACAGGCCAAGUACGUGACAUCAAGUACGAAGGUAUAACUAUGAGAAAUAUUACCAAUUUUGGUAUAUUGGUACGAGGCGACUAUUUGAAUGGCGGACCCACUGGACAUCCUACAGCGGGAGUCCCUAUUACAAACUUAACUCUUGACAAUGUUCGCGGUUGGGUACGACAAUAUGCAGUCAACGUCUACGUGCUUCUUGCAGACGGUGUAGCCUCAGGCUGGAAAUGGACCAACGUUAGUAUUACAGGCAGCACAUUAAACAANUUAGCUGAGCGGGGCUACACCAAUGACAUUUGCUAA